Perca flavescens (yellow perch) is the source of this 2221-nucleotide messenger RNA. It is a transcript of the gene zbtb16b, whose product is annotated as zinc finger and BTB domain containing 16b. Gene Ontology annotation, molecular function: protein binding; RNA polymerase II cis-regulatory region sequence-specific DNA binding; DNA-binding transcription factor activity. Gene Ontology annotation, biological process: regulation of transcription by RNA polymerase II. The record is from RefSeq and is a predicted model, not a curated record. Bases 1 to 2085 code for a protein of 694 amino acids. NCBI's taxonomy places the organism in Eukaryota, Metazoa, Chordata, Actinopteri, Perciformes, Percidae. The transcript has 8 exons.
AUGGUCACAGACAUGCACGGCCGUGUCAAACGGCGUCUAGCCAGCACCCCUGACAUGCGAGAGGCGGAGGACGUUAGGAGACACAGCAGGCAGGACAGCCACACCUCAUGCGUGGGCUCGGCAAAGGUCCGAGUGGAUACGGGUCUGACAAAAAUGGGUGUGCUCCAACUCCACAAUCCCACUCACCCCAGCACGCUUCUGCAGCGGGCCAAUCAAAUGCGUCUGACCGGCACCUUGUGUGAUGUCAUCAUCACGGUGGACGGCCAGGAGUUCCCGGCGCACCGCACCGUCCUGGCCUGCACCAGCAAAAUGUUCGAGAUCUUGUUCCACCGCAGCAGCUUACGCUACGCCCUGGACUUCCUGUCCCCCAAGACCUUCCAGCAGAUCCUGGAGUACGCCUACACCGCCUCGCUCCAGGCCACAGCCGAGGACCUGGAUGACCUGCUGUACGCCGCUGAGAUCCUGGAGAUAGAGUACCUGGAGGAGCAGUGCCUGAAGGUGCUGGAGACCAUCCAGGCGGAGGAGACGGAGGAAGUGGCGGCGAGGACUCACAGCUCCGGAGACCACAGCGACCACAGCCGGGCCAGGCACUGGAGGCACAUGUUGAUGUCCAAGAAGCAUUCCAUACAGGAUGGACCCAACCGCAUCACUCCCACCGCUCUGCACCACCUGGCGCUGUACCACAUGAGGGAAGGGAGCUCUCCUGGCCUAGAGCCCGACGCGCCUCCUGAAUUGUGCCCCAAGCUGGACGCGGAUGUCGACAUGGAGAGUUCCCAGCAGCCUCAGCGCCGCAACGCAGAGUUAUCCCAAGCGGCAUCCCUGGAUCCUGGCAGAAGCAUAAAAUCCGAGAGCAUGCAGGUGGACGAUGCCAACGGCUGCGAGGGCAGGUCCUCCAGCGCUGGGGGGGGGAGCUGCGUGUCCGACCAGCCCAGAGACGAGGGCCCGGGGACGCCCCUGAGGGGCAGCGUGAUCACCAGCGCUCGAGAGCUGCACUCGAGCCCCGAAGACGGAGGACAAGUGGUUGGUAACGCUCUGGACAGUUUCCCCGGGAUCUCUGAGAAACAUCUGGCCUCCAUAUACUCUGUGCCCUCCAGCCACCCAGGGGAGGGGAUGCUGCCAGUGUCCGUUUCGGUGGCCCCGUCCCUGGGCGUGCCACUGGACCCGAGGGCCUACAGCGGCCUCCUGCACCAAGGCUUGCUGCACAGGGAGCUCCUCAGCAGGCUGGGCCAGUUUGCAGCAGGGAUGAGGCACGAGGGCCAGACUCAUGGCCAGCAGUGUUGCAGGGAGUGUGGGCUUCAGCUGCACAGCAGGCAGGCCAUGGAGCAGCACAGGAGGCUGCACAACGAAGAGAAAGGCCACGGCUGUGAAUACUGUGGCAAACACUUCCAGGACAGCAUGCGGCUAAGGAUGCACAUGCUGUCUCACACAGCUCCUGCAGAGGCGCUGGUGUGUGAUCAGUGUGGAGCAACAUUUUCCUCAGAGGACGCUCUGGAAGCCCACAGGCAAACACACACAGGGACUGACAUGGCGGUGUUCUGUCUGCUGUGUGCAAAGCGCUUCCAGACCCAGAAGGCCCUGCAGCAGCACAUGGAGGUCCAUGCAGGCAUGCACAGCUACAUCUGCAGCCACUGUGAGCGCCCCUUCCCCAGCCACACUACCCUCAAAAGACACUUGCGCUCGCACACGGGCGAUCACCCGUUUGAGUGUGAAUUCUGCGGGAGCUGUUUCAGAGACGACGGCACGCUGAGGGGCCAUAAACGCAUCCACACAGGAGAGAAGCCUUAUGAGUGCAACGGCUGUGGGAAGAGGUUCAGCCUCAAACACCAGCUAGAAACACACUACCGUGUACAUACAGGUGAGAAGCCAUUCGAGUGUAAGCUGUGUCACCAACGGUCCAGAGACUACUCGGCUAUGAUCAAGCACCUGCGCACUCACAACGGAGCGUCUCCGUACCAGUGCACCAUCUGCCAGGACUUCUGCCCGAGCCUGGCCGCCAUGCAGAAGCACAUGAAGGGCCACAAACCGGAGGACGUGCCGGCCGACUGGAGGAUAGAAAAGACUUACCUGUACGUCUGUUACGUCUGAGCAGGACUUGGACCACACGCACACACGCUGUUACUGUUGGGUGAAAACCUCGUAACUCCAGUGUUGCUGUUUUUUUCAUGCUGAAAGAUUGCAUGUCUCUCUAUGUGUUUAAAAAAAAAAAGUAUUAAAAUCAGAC